AUGGCGGCCGGUACACAAAGUGGAAAGCGAGAUGACGGCCCUCCAUCUAGCGAGGAUAUUGAGCCGACCGAUCUACCAAUCCGAGGAGGUAAUCAACAAACUAGUUCUUCCGAGACAGUCGAUCUGCUGGGACUGCACAUGAAGGAGGUUAUUUCGACAAUCAACCGACUCGAAAGUCUUGGUUUACAGCGAAUGGAUAUCCCCUUGCCAAAAUGUGUUGUUUUGGGUGAGCAGUCUGCAGGAAAGUCAUCCGUCAUUGAGGCGAUAUCGGGCAUCAAGACUCCUAGGUCUGACGACACAUGCACUCGGUGCCCUUUAUUUAUCAAGCUAGAGCCUUCAGAAGAUCCCCGCACUAGUUGGAGCGCAAGCGUGAGCCUUCGCCGCAGCUUCAACUAUGACGGCAAACCUGGUCGAGGAAGCGAGAGACGGUUUCGUGGUUGGUGCGAGCUGACGCAGCCAAUUGUCAUACCGUUCGCAACUACGGAUAAACCAGAGGAGCUGGAGCAUAUCAUUGGUCGCGCCCAACUCGCAACCAUCAGUCCGCUGGUCGACUACCAGGAGUUUCUGGGUCCAUCUCUCCACCUUGGAGAGCAUCAGUGCGAGUUCAGCCCAAAUAUCGUCUGCAUCUCAAUCAGUCAGCCGGGAUUGCCAGCACUAAGUUUCUACGACUUGCCUGGCAUCAUCGGACAAGCAGAAACUGAAGAUAAGGGAUUUCUCGUCAUGUUUGUACGUGAGCUGGUUACAGAAUACGUGCGCGAUCCUGAAGCUCUCAUCCUUCUAUGCUGCUCUUUAGAGACUGAUAUUGCCAACUCAAGUGCUGGUGGUAUAGCAAGGAAAUUGAAAGCAGUUAAUAGAUGCAUUGGCGUUCUUACUAAACCCGAUCGAUUGCCAGCAGGAUCACGCCACGAUAAACUGAAAGAAGUUUUUGACCAAAAGAGAUUCGCUCUAGGCUAUGGAUAUUUCGUUGUCAAGAAUCCCGGCCAAGAUGAGAUCAACCAGGGAAUCAGCCACAGAGAGGCACGUACACGAGAAGAGCAUUUCUUUCGCGAAGACACAACCUGGUCUAGUACAUUCAAGGCAUACGAAGAAUACUUUGGCACACUAAAUCUCCAAGCUUUUCUUUCCAAAACGCUAGCAGAGCAGAUGAUCAAGCGGCUACCAAUGAUUGAGCAGCAUAUUAUUGAACGUCUCUCAUGGGUAGAGCAAGAACUUAAGAAAUUUCCAGAGCCAGCUACAGCUAACGCUUCUCGCAUUAUAUCAGAUAUUAUUCUUGACUUCUCUCUAGAUGUACGCAGAGAGAUUGAAGCUGAGUUUCCCCAUAAAGAAUGGCGGAAUAAGUGGAAGGCUUUGCAGAAGAACUUUUCUACUUACUUAGAAAGCAUCAAGCCAACUAUAAAGCUUCGUGGAGCUGACGACGAAUCUGUGUAUUUCGACGUACAGGCAGCACUCCCUGGUGCCUCGGCGAAGGUGCCGAUCUCACUAUCUGAUGACGAUGAAGAUGAAGAUGGUGAUACCUCCGCCGUUAGGGACAGCAGCGACGCAUCUAACAAGUCUCCAAAGAAGAAGCGAAAGAUCGAUUCAAGUACGAGCCACCAGGGAGAUUUAGACUUCAAACACCUAAAGAAAACGUUUGAUCUUGACGAGGUUCGGGAAUAUUUGGCAGAGAAUUCGCAGUCUAAAGUUCCUGGCCAGAUCGAACCGCGGGUCGUUGAUGCGAUGAUGUUGACAGCGAUUCGAUGCUGGGAGGAGCCACUCAGCCAUUUCUUCGACAAUUACAAGGCGCAACUUCACAAGCAGAUUCAAGGAUUGUUUAAGAAACACUUCGAGAGCCGCAAAGGAUCCAUGUUUUACGACAAGGCGUGGGAGAUCCUUCAGAAACUAAUCGUGCCUGACUACGACAUGGCACGCGACAGCCUCAACGACGAAAAGCAGGGUCCAUACAUUUUCCAUGAGGAUCUCUUCGAACGUGAGAAGAGCGUAAUGCUCGAGUUUUACCAGCAGCACCGUCUCAGGAAUCGACUUGCUCUGUACAAGCGGAAGAAGGAGCAACACACAAAGAAGCCGUUCACCCCUGCUGAAGAAGAGCGAGUCAAGAAGACCUCGAUGCCUAUUCUAGCACACGAGCCUUAUGCCCGCGAGAUUGGCGUUAUCGCACAGGUGACCACGUACUACCUGCUCGCCGCUCGCCGCUUCCAUGACGCUGUCUGCAUGCGUAUCGAGUCCAAGUUCCAUAGGGGGCUGUGUACGCAGCUGCGUAAUGAGUUGGAGAAGGGCCUGGGCAUACGGAAUGACACUGAAAGCUAUAAAAAUGCGAUUCGCCUCCUUGCCGAACCGACGGAUCGUUACAAGCAGCGCAUGGAUCUGGUGGGGCAGCGCAUGGAUCUGGUGGGGCAGCGCAAAGCCUUACUUCAGGGCCAAAAGAUUCUUAGGGAUCUUCAGAACAAGUACGGCGGCAGCAGUGGAGCUGGCAUGCCUGCCGACGAGAAGAUGGAGGAUGUCGAAGAUAUGUUGUAG
Messenger RNA from Bipolaris oryzae ATCC 44560, 2514 nucleotides. RefSeq lists its product as uncharacterized. The transcript has 3 exons. Gene Ontology annotation, cellular component: microtubule; membrane; cytoplasm. Bases 1 to 2514 code for a protein of 837 amino acids. The record is from RefSeq and is a predicted model, not a curated record. NCBI's taxonomy places the organism in Eukaryota, Fungi, Ascomycota, Dothideomycetes, Pleosporales, Pleosporaceae. Gene Ontology annotation, molecular function: GTPase activity; microtubule binding; GTP binding.